UAAUGCGCUAGAAAGUUCCCCGGAUUGAAUAAGUACAGUGCGAAGGUCGUUAGUGGUUCUUGUUGUUCUCUGUAAAACAGUAUUGAAAUAGCUGACAAUUCAGCGAGUCUUUGUUCUUUUCUAAAAACUAAUCAUAUAACAGCAACAUGCCGAGAGGAAGCAGAAGCAGAACUUCGAGGAUGAGUUCUCCAAGUUACUCCUCACCUGCACCGAUGGCUAGGGCACCUCCUCCACGUUCAUAUGCCCCUGCGCCUGCCCCUGCUCCACCAUCGGCAGUGGCCGCCCCUGCUGCUGCUCCCAGGCAACCAGGAAUGUUCGCCCAGAUGGCAACCACUGCAGCGGGUGUUGCGGUUGGGUCUGCUGUUGGGCACACAAUAGGUCAUGCUAUGACAGGUGGCUUCGGUGGAGGGGGAAACUCUGAGGCAGCCAGGCCUGAUGUUACCUAUCAGGAGCCCUACCAGAGUCAGCCCAUGUAUCAACAGCAGCCAUCAAUGUACCAACAGCAGCCCACGUUCCAACAGGAGCCACAGCAGCAGAACGGUUGUGCAUAUGAGCUGAAGCAGUUCAUUGAGUGUGCUCAGACACAGAGUGACCUCAAACUCUGUGAGGGCUUCAGCGAAGUACUUAAACAAUGCAAAUUCUCCAAUGGACUAUCAUGAGAUUCCAAUGGGGACGUGGACACAACUCUACCACACUCAUUCAACAUCAGCUUGAUUUUGCGAAAAAUUUUAAUCUUAAAAAUCUAAAAACAGUAUGCUAAAAUUAAUAGCAUUUUCUCAAGAGAAAUGCUGUGUAACAUAUUAGAUGCAUAGUAUUUAUGUAUUUUGUUUUAGUAAUAGUUGAAUUUGAAUGUAUUAAAAUCGUGUGAAUUUGAAUUGCAAAUAAAAGAAUCAGA
Molecule: messenger RNA, 895 nt
Organism: Xyrauchen texanus (razorback sucker)
Lineage: Eukaryota; Metazoa; Chordata; Actinopteri; Cypriniformes; Catostomidae
Gene: chchd2
Product: coiled-coil-helix-coiled-coil-helix domain containing 2
Exons: 4
Coding region: 147-659 (170 amino acids)
Biological process (GO): mitochondrion organization; positive regulation of transcription by RNA polymerase II
Cellular component (GO): mitochondrion; nucleus
Molecular function (GO): sequence-specific DNA binding
Source: RefSeq, a predicted model, not a curated record